AUGGGAAUUCCAAGAUCGAGAUUUUCCCGUUUAAGUGACUUGAAUUCAGAUCCCACAAUCGACGAUGGGGCUACCUCAUUAGACGUACCAAUUGAACGUAUUAUAAAACAUAAAGAACAUAACAAACGUGCUUUAAUCAACGACAUCGCAUUAGUGGUAUUGAAAAAUAAUAUACAUUUUACUAAAUUAAUUCAACCAAUAUAUUUGCCUUUAUCACAAGAUACGAAAAUUAUCGAUAUAGCAAGUAACUUACCAUUUACUGUUGGAUGGGGAAAAACAGAAUUGGAAGAAGUCCAAGUUCUAAUAAUGAGUACAAGGGAAUGUGCAAAAUUAUAUUCAAAGGCAUCUCGAGCAGUAAUCGACGACAGAGUAAUAUAUGUGCUGGAGAAAAAGGAAAAGACACAUAUCAAGUAUUUAGUAAUUAGUUUAUUUUGA
Rhopalosiphum maidis (corn leaf aphid) is the source of this 435-nucleotide messenger RNA. Its product is annotated as venom protease-like. The transcript has 4 exons. Gene Ontology annotation, molecular function: serine-type endopeptidase activity. The record is from RefSeq and is a predicted model, not a curated record. Bases 1 to 435 code for a protein of 144 amino acids. Gene Ontology annotation, biological process: proteolysis. Lineage: Eukaryota; Metazoa; Arthropoda; Insecta; Hemiptera; Aphididae.